This is a messenger RNA of Astyanax mexicanus (Mexican tetra), 1597 nucleotides long. RefSeq names its product coiled-coil domain containing 167 (gene ccdc167). The transcript is spliced from 4 exons. The record is from RefSeq and is a predicted model, not a curated record. Bases 96 to 398 code for a protein of 100 amino acids. Lineage: Eukaryota; Metazoa; Chordata; Actinopteri; Characiformes; Acestrorhamphidae.
UCCUUCACUGCAGGUGAAGAAGCAGCGCUCCGUCAUCUCUAAACAGAGCUCGGAGCGUGAUUCUGUAGCUGCAUCAGUUCAGAUCUCUCUACAGCAUGACGGAGCCGCGGAGCCGCGACCGGGAGAGGAGGAGUGUAGCGGCGGAGAUUGAUCGUGUUGAAGAAAAGCGAUUGCGCUGCCAGGGCAGUCUGGAGAGGGUGGAGUUCAGAUAUCGGCGGGAACAGCUUUCAGAUGAGGACGGAAAAGGCCUGGAAGAUGAAAUGGCUAUCAUGAACGAGAGGAUACAGAAAUAUGAGAAGGAGCUUGAGGUGCUGCGAGGAGAGAACAGGAAGAAUAUGAUGCUCUCUGUAGCUCUCUUGGCCAUUAGUGCUCUUUUCUACUACACCUUUAUCUAUUGAGGACAUCCGCUGCCUGUCAUAAUCACCGUUCUGAGAUGUACAGAUUUUGAGCAUUCUACUUUUUAUUGGCUAAACAUUGAGCAUCCAUUACUGCAUUGAUUCUUAAGUAGGAUUUUAAAUUGUAUAUGCCUCAGCUACACUUUUCAGUAAGGCAUAUAAAAUGUUAACAAAUGUGCAUAUAGUCACUGUCACAUUUGAUGACAUGGAUCCAUGUUGAAUUCUUUGAAAGGGGGUUUACUUAUUCUUUUCCAUGUUUGAGAUGCAAGGUGUUUGCUCAAAAGCAGUGAUACUGUAUGAGUGUGCAGAUUUCCACACAGAGUUGUAUUUGCCAAAUGUAACACUACUGCACGUGUCUUAUAAAACAUUAUUGAACUACAUUCUGCUGCAUGAUUUGAACUCUUGGGUUGGUUCUCAUUAACACAGCCUCUAUAGCCUUGUUUCCAUUAAGCACCACUAUAGGGCAUGUUUACACCUGGCAUUAGCAUGCAUUUUGUAUUUUUGAUCGUAACUAGAUAAACUCUGUCAAUAUUCUUUUUACCCUUUAGCUGUGUGUAUAGUGUGACCAGAUGAGAUCCAAAUAUAUUUUUCUGCAUAGAAAGCACACAAGCACAAACAUAACAUGGUUUUACUUCCUGUAAAAACAGUUCUAUUGAAUAGAGUACCCUCAUUCAAUGUUCAUGUUUAUCUGGUCCAAAUGGAGCCAUUUUAUUGACAGCAAUUUUCGACAGGGACUAGACAAACUAUGUGUGUGCAUUUGCACAGCUGUGUCAGCAAUUGGUGCAAUUUAAUCAAGCUGAAUUUGAUAGAUUAUUCUUUAGGGGGUGUCCCCAAACAUUUGUGCAAAAUCACUGCAAUUUUAGAGUCUUAAACUUAGAAUUAAAUGUAAAAUGUCUAAACAGAAACUCUCUGAUAAUUACAGCUGGUUCAAGAUGAUUAUAUCCAAUCUCAGAAACACAUUUUUUGGAUGAGAGCGGUCUCUGACCACAAAAUUACACAUUAAUGCCAAGUGUAAACAGGAUCUGAAUGAUGAGAUCUAUUGAUGAAUGUAAGGUAUUGUCUGCUGAUGUGUAGAUGAGCAACAGAAAGCAGCUGCUAUGCAGCUUAUGUCUCUUAUUAAAGUAAUAUUUUCAUUCAAAGCUGUAUAAACACCUAUGCAACCAAUAUGCAAAAUAAAAUGUUAAGUGUAAAUAGUGACAGUU